UUACAAAUAAACGAACUACUCUAAUAAAUUACAUUUUUGAAGUGAACUGAAAUUCCCUACUGAAGCUCGUUCAGCGCUCGUAUGGAGGGAGGAACAGUUUUGCCUCUGGCUUCCCCAAUCAUCAAACCCAUUAACAAGGGCGUCGUCCACCGAAUUUGUGCUGGGCAGGUUAUUCUCGAUCUUCCCUCUGCCGUCAAGGAGCUGGUGGAGAACAGCUUAGACGCUGGCGCCACCAGCAUUGAGGUUUCUCUUAGAGACUACGGCGCCGAGUCGUUCCAGGUCAUAGACAAUGGUUGUGGCAUUUCUCCCCACAAUUUCAAGGUUCUUGCCCAGAAGCAUCAUACUUCAAAGCUAUCAGAUUUUAUUGAUCUCCAGAACAUAGCAACUUUUGGGUUCAGAGGGGAAGCAUUGAGUUCCCUUUGUGCUUUAGGAGAUUUAACCGUAGAGACGAGAACCAAGAAUGAACCAGUAGCAACACAUUUAGCUUUCAAUCGUUCUGGUCUUCUGAUAGAAGAAUCAAAGGCAGCUCGCCAAGUUGGCACAACUAUCACUGUUAAAAAGCUAUUCUCCAAUUUGCCUGUUAGAAGCAAGGAGUUUCAUAGAAACAUUCGGAAGGAUUAUGGGAAGCUUAUCACUUUGUUGAAUGCGUAUGCUUUGAUUGCUAAGGGGGUUAGAUUGCUAUGCACGAACACAACUGGAAAGAAUGCAAAAACUGUUGUUCUGAAAACACAAGGAAGUGGAUCCCUUAAAGAUAAUAUCAUUGCGGUCUUUGGUAUGAGCACCUUUACCUGCUUAGAGCCUGUGAAAGUGUGCAUUCAAGAGGGCUGUGAAAUUGAUGGCUUCAUUUCCAAGGGUGGAAACGGAAGUGGGAGAAACUCUGGGGAUAGACAGUUCUUCUUUGUAAAUGGUCGGCCAGUAGAUAUGCCCAAAGUCAGCAAACUUGUCAAUGAAAUGUAUAGAGCUGCAAACAGUAAGCAGUUUCCCAUUGCAAUAAUGAACUUUGUAAUUUCACCUCAAGCUUACGAUGUGAAUGUUACUCCUGAUAAAAGAAAAAUAUUCUUUUCUGAUGAGUGUUCCAUUUUGGGGUCCUUAAGAGAAGCUCUAGAUAAGAUUUACUCACCCGACCUUGCUAGUUAUUCUGUCAAUACAUUUGAAGACAUGACACCAGAAAAACAUAAUUCCAAGACUUAUGUGCAGCAAACGAUGUCAGAUUUAAGAUUAAAACAAGUAUCACCCGAUCAAACUUUUCCUGACAAACAAGCACUCAUCAGAGAAAAAUCUGCAGAUGGUGAUAUACUGAGAACAGUAGAAGAGGACAUAUGCAAUUCUCCUAAUGUAGUGACGUUGCAAAAAAAUGAGGUCAGUUUAACAAAAAAUGACUUUAGGCUACGAUUUCAUUCUACAAAGGAUGAUGAUAAGUUAUCUCAGAAUUCUGAGAAGCAGCUUAUGGGUCUGGAGAGUAACUUGACAGAUAACCCUCCUUUGCUAUGUUCUACACCUGUAACAAAAGACGGAAUAAAAAAUGGAAGUGUCACCAGUGGUUCGAAUAUUGUCCAAUCAUCACUUACCAAAUAUAUGGCAUUGAAUAAGAGAAAGCAUGAGAGUAUUAGUUCACCUCUGACUGAGGUUCCCGUACUGAGAAAUAAAUCUAUACUUUGCCAUUCGAUACCUGUGGAGGACUAUAUCAGGGUAGAUGGUUCUGAUGAAACCAACAAAAAUAGGACUGAAUCUCCAGCUGCGUCUAAAGUGGGCAGAAUCCUUCACCAUAUGAAGAAUGUGAUUCCCAGCAUGGAAAGAAAAUGCCAAGGAGAGAACAUAGAGGAAAGAAAAGGUGAAAAUAAAUCAUAUUCUUCCACCAGUUCAGUAUUAGCUGCUUCAGAACAACCUAGUGACUUAUCAUCUGAUUCUCAAAAAGUUUCUUUGGACUCAAAGAUUGGUCAUAGUAUGCAAUUUAGUUUUAAAGACUUGAUGGCGAGAAGGAAAUGGAGGCUAGAAAUAUUACAAAUGGGCACCACUUCCUCUAGGAACAUUGGGAUGAAAAGGGGCUAUACUGCAGCAUCAUUGGAACUCUCUCAACCUCUUAAUGAAGAGGGAAAGACAAAAGCUUUGGCUGCUGCGACUACUGAGUUGGAAAGGUUGUUCAGGAAAGAAAACUUUUCACAGAUGAAGGUUGUUGGACAAUUCAAUCUCGGAUUUAUUAUUGGCAAGUUAGAUCAAGACCUUUUUAUUGUGGAUCAGCAUGCUGCAGAUGAGAAGUAUAACUAUGAACGCUUGUCGGAGUCAACAAUUUUAAAUCAGCAACCUUUGCUUCGGCCAUUGAAGAUGGAUUUAUCUCCUGAAGAAGAAAUAAUUGUUUCCAUGAACAUGGAAACCAUAAGGAAAAAUGGAUUUACUUUGGAAGAAGAUGUGCACGCUCCUCCUGGGUUCCGAUUCAAUCUAAAGGCAGUUCCUUUCAGUCAAAAGAUAAUGUUCGGUGUCGCAGAUGUCAAGGAGCUGAUUUCUAUUCUAGCUGAUGAUGAUAGACAGGGAGGGUGUAAUAAUAUUCAACGUAGUUAUAAGACGGACACAUGUGAUUCGGUGUGCCCACCAAGAGUGCGUGCAAUGUUGGCUUCACGUGCUUGCAGAUCAUCUGUUAUGAUUGGAGAUCCACUUGGCAGGAAUGAGAUGUAUAAGAUACUCGAGCAUUUGGCACAAUUGAAAUCUCCUUGGAACUGUCCGCAUGGGAGACCAACCAUGCGUCACUUGAUCGACUUGGCCACUCUAUCAAGAACAGGAGACUUAGAUCUGAGCUUCAUGUGAUCACUCCUUUGUGUAUAUAUUUUUCAUUAUGAGGAAAGAUGCUGAAGAAAACAAAAAUGGUGUUUUUUGUCAUGUAACUUAUACACCACCGUUUGUCAUGUGAAAGUUCCAUCUGUAUAUAUACUUUCCAUUGAUAGUCACGUUAUUGACUUAUUGGAG
Messenger RNA from Cuscuta epithymum, 2958 nucleotides. NCBI's taxonomy places the organism in Eukaryota, Viridiplantae, Streptophyta, Magnoliopsida, Solanales, Convolvulaceae. The record is from the annotation of a GenBank genome assembly.